UUUUAUUUUUAUUUUCGCCUUUCUGUGUAUUCCGGGUAUACAGUAUACCGCCUGGUACAUAGUAAGUGUUUAAUAAAUGUUCGUUGGUUUCGCUAGAGUGUUAAAUGAAAUAUAGCAGUUUCCGGCUUGUAUUUAAAAGGAGAGUAUUGAUAUUUUCCUUUAACGAGCCCCAAGGCCAUCUCAGCCUUGCCACUCCUCCCCCCCCCCCACGUGAUUUCCCGUAACUCUUCGGUGCCCUCCCCUAAAGCUAGUUUCAUUUCCCUCUCCUCUGCUGCGGUCUUGGAGAGCUAGUUGUCUUCCUCGAAGGCAUCUAUCUGGUAAGGAUCACGAUGGCCGAGCUGCAGCCCCUGACUGAUGAGCUGACCUGCUCCAUUUGCCUGGAAAUCUUUCAGGAGCCCGUUACUACUCCGUGCGGACACAACUUUUGCUCGCGCUGCCUGGACGAGACCUGGACAGUCCGAGACUCCCAAUUCUUCUGCCCCCAGUGCCGGACUUGCUUCCAGGUGCGGCCACAGCUGAAGAAGAAUACAGUGUUGUGCGCAGUAGUGGAGCAGUUGCAGCAAGCCCACAGCCUCUGGGAUUUGGGGGCGUCUUACAGUGAGUCCCAAGAUGGCGAGUCCUUGUACCCGUCGUCGAGGAAGGGAAACCAGGCGAAGGAGGAACCCGCAAAGACUGUGGCCUGCGACCAUUGCUUGCAGGCUGUUGCCAUCAAGACGUGCUUCACCUGCAUGGUGUCCUUCUGCCCCGAGCACCUGAAGCCGCAUCUGGACAAUCCCAUGUUCCAGGGUCACGACCUGCAGCCGCCCGUCUGGGACCUGGCCAGCCGCAAGUGCCCGGAGCACAGCCGCCUGAGGGAAUUCUUCUGCUCUCAGCACGGCCUCUGCAUUUGCUGCUUGUGCCUGGUGGGGCACAAAACCUGCUCUCCUGUAACUCUGGACGUGGCCAGGGCCGAUUUGAAGUUAAAGAUGAAGCAGAAGUUGACAACCCUAUAUGACCACAUCAAUAAGGCUUCAAAUGCAUUGAAAGAUGUAAAAUCAAAACAAUAUGCAGUCCAGGAAACAGCAGCCAGAAAGAUGGAGUUGUUAAAACAUGAAUAUGAAGAAAUGAAAGUCCUCAUUGAAUCAGAGGAGAAAAAUUCUCUGCAGAAAAUGAAAGAGGAAGAAAAGAGAGUUUUGGACAAAUAUGAUCAUGUUCAUCAGGUCCUGCUCAAGAAAAAGAGUGAAAUUGAGUCUAUGAAAGAAGAGAUUGAACUUUUGCUCACAAAAAAUGAUGAGAUUGCUUUUUUGGAGAAAGCCUCAAAACUGCAAGAACUUGUCAUCAAGGCUGUGUUUGUACCAAAGAAUGAAUUAAACCAAGAGAUGAUGCACAGUGUUUAUCAAAAUGCCUUCUCCUUUAAAGAAGUUUUAAAAGAUAAAAUAAACAAUCCUCAAGAGAAGAAAACAGAAGAGUCAUCUGGUCCUGGCCCAGAUGUUUUUGGAAAAGGUUUGCCUUUCUCUAAACCGACGUAUCCCAAUAGAGAAUCUCGCCUAACGAGACGGAUCCUCAAAGGGGACAAAGUAGGAGACAAAUCACAGUUGCCAUUGGGUCAUCAGCAAGAGAAGAGUGGAACUCCAGACCAGAAACAGAAACCUAAAAAACCUGUCCCUGCUACUGCUUCAACCCACAGUCAGAAUUCCGGCAUGGGAUCUUUGACAGACUUAACAAAAUUAAAAACCGCUCUCCAAGAUACUACAGAAAAAGUCAAUGCCUUACCAAAGAAUUCACCAACUCAGAAGACACAAGUACUAGAGGCAUUCUUGGCAAAAUCCAGAGCAGAGCUUCUGCAAUAUGCUACUCGAGUGGUUCUGGACUACAACACUGCCAACUACAAAGUGGCUUUGUCAGAGAACUAUACUGUAGCAUCUGUUGCUUCAGCCCCCCAGAACUACCCAUCCCGUCCCCAGAGAUUCACCUACUGCUCCCAGGUCCUUGGGCUGCACAGUUACAAAUCAGGAGUCCACUACUGGGAAGUGGAAUUGCAGAAGAACACCUUUUGCGGCAUUGGUAUCUGCUAUGGAAGCAUGGAUCGCCAUGGUCCUGCCAGCCGACUGGGUCGCAACAGCUCCUCCUGGUGCGUAGAGUGGUUCAACAACAAGAUCUCCACAUGGCACAAUGAUGUGGAGAAAAACCUGCCUCUCACCAAGGCCACCAGGAUUGGCGUGCUCCUGAAUUACGAUGACGGCUUUGUCAUUUUCUUUGCCAUCACAGACAAAGUCAACCAGAUCUAUAAGUAUAGGGCAGAGUUUUCAGAAGCAGUGUACCCUGUCUUUUGGUUAUUCUCCAGUGGCACUACUCUAUCCAUCUGCCCCCUGAAAUAGGAAGUCAUUUUACUCAAAGGAUGGGGCCUAGGGCUUACCCCCCCCAUCCAACUCAGGCUACAUCCUGUGCUAAGUUCAAAAAAUGAAUUAUCAUUUUUGGCUAAGGCUGUCUGAUUAUGGGAGAAGCAACCUGCUCCCUUUUCAUGAUGGCUUUCUUUGGAUAAUUUUACAGAUAAUUCUGUAUGAGAGUUUUCUUUGGAUAAUUUUACAGAUAAUUCUGUAUGAGAUUGGGAAGAAAGUUUUAGGAAGGAGGGAUGAGCAUUUGGUUUGAUAAUGGGGGUUCAGUUAAGCUGAAUUUUAAGGCCUAAAAUCACAUCAUCUUUAGAUAAAAUGGCUUCUUAAAGUUGCGUUAGCUAAAUACCAAGCCAUUGAUCAGUUUAUGGAAGCUUAUAUUGUUGGUACUUUUUCUAAACCCCAGAAAAGUAUAAUUAGUCCUACAGGUUGCCAGGUGCAGGCCUUACUGACCCCUGAAAGUUGGGUUUACCUCAUGUGGUAUACCCCUGCCAUCCUUCCUCUCUCUCUCCAACUCUAACUCUCAUGAUUAUCUUCAUCUCUUUAUCUAUUUGAUCAAUUUGAUUUUUUUUUUUUUUUUUUUUUUUUUUUUUGCUGAGGCAAUUGGGGCUAAGUGACUUGCCCAGGGUUACACAGCUGGGAAUUAUUAAGUGUCUGAGUCUGGAUUUGAACUCAGGUCCUCCUGACUUCAAGGCUGUGCUCUAUCCGCUGCACUACCUAGCUACCCCUAUUUGAUCUUUUUUUUUUUUUUUAAAGAUCUACAAAGAGAAGCAUUUGAAAUUGAGACCUUGAUGCAAGCCCCCCUUCUAGUAGUUCUAAUUCAAAAGCCAAAAAAAUUUUAAAGCUUUGCUAACAAGUUCUAUGCUUCCAUUGUAAUAAAUUAAAUGAAAUUGAUAUUGUGUUGGGAAGGGGAAGCUAUAUAUUUUCUCAUGCUAAGAGAAGAAAUUUUACCAAAGACCCAAAAUUUUAAAAGAAGAGAUCUUUCUUUUUCCUUUUUUCCCCAUCCUCUGUAGAGGGAAGAUAGUUUUAAAAACUUUUGCUUUUCAUGGAUGUAUCAAGGUCUUAGAUAUGACUCUGGAAGAGAUUAUAAAGCUCAAUUUGCCUAGCCCCUUCAUUUUAUGAAUAAGGAAACUGGGACUCUGUAAAUUUAUGACUUUCUCAGUCACACAGGUCAGGAAAAGAGUAAGGAUUGGUACCUCCAUUCUCUUACUCUAUAUCCAGUAAUUUUUUUGCUACAUCAGGCAGAAAUAGACCCUUUAUUAUUGUAUCUGCCCUCUUAAGAUGAGAAUAAGUAUUAUUUUCCUUUCUAACUGUAGAGUAUCCCUUAUUCAAUUCAAGGCUCUAGGAUUAGGUCCAAAGUGAGCUAAUGGGUAUGGAGAGGAGGUCUUUGGCUUUAAACAAACCAGUCCCCAGCUUCUGAGUUCUUAGUGAAGCUUCAAUAUUGGGGAAACUUUGGCUACUACUCUCUUGUGUCAGCCUCACAGCUGCUGCAGCUAAUCUGAGACCUUUUCUGCCAUGGUACAUGUUCAUAGGAGGAGAAAUAGCACUGGUGUUAAUCCCAGUCUUUUGGAAGUACGUUAAUCUUCCCUCCUCUCCUUUAACCUGAGUUUAACAUGAUAACCAUGGUUUUGCCGAAGUAUUUUUCAUCUCUUUCAUUUGUGAAUAACUCAUUUUUGUCUAUAUUUUCUCAAUGGAUUAAUGAGUUAUUGGCAAUAUGUAGACAUAGUUGGUCAUGGAAAAAAACAGGUAUACAAUAUCUGAAUCUUCCAUGUGAUUGUGUCUCUAAGAAACUGCAUUCUGGUGAUGUUGGAGUGCUAGACAAGAACAUGUACUUGAACUAGACUCCCUUCCCCUGAAGAAAAUAGAUAUUCAUUCAUUCAUUCACAUUGAGAUCAUGAGGAACAUAAAUUAGACCCUGAAAGCACUGUAGAUGCUGUGAAGUCUGGUCUCCUCAUUUUAUAGAUGAGGAAACUGAAGUAUCUUGCAUAGAAUCACACAGCUCCUUAGUGUCUGAAGCAAGAUUUGAACUCAUAUUUUUCCUGAAUUUCAAGUCUUAUGCUUCAGUCAUUAUACCGCAUCGGUAUCCAGGUUUUUUCCCCAAUUCCUUCCAUUUUGAACUUGUUGUCUACAUUAUCUAGUAUAAUAUCCCCAGCUAACUUGGCCACAGAAUGCUUUGGGAUUUGAAAUUCUAGCCUAGAGGUAAUUAGGGGUUUGGGGGGAUCCCAAAAGAAAAAUUAUAAAAAAAGAUAAAGGAAAUGAUCAAUUUUCAUAUUGGAAGAUUAUUGUCUAUGAUAGGUAUUUUCUGAUAUGUUUUCACAUAUGAUAUAUUUUUUUUAGAGGAGAAAAUGCUAUUAUCAGUGAAAGCAUCUCACAGAAACCUCUAUCUAUGUAUUGUGUAAUAGUCUAAUAGCUUGCACAAAACCUGUCACAAAUAUAAAGGUGUGGGCUUUUCUUCUCAGUGACUUAAAGUAAUGACAUGGUUUUGUGGAAUAGACUCCAGGACACCAAGGGAAAUUUUAUUCAUCUUUGGUCAUUAGAAUAAAAGCUCCAGAGUCGCCCUCUCAACUUGUAAAGUCCUUCUUAGGUCUGAGACAGAAGGCUUACUGUGAGACUUUUUCGAAAUUCCUGAUUCCUAAGGAAAGAUUCUCUCUUACCCCCAAUAUAGUGGUACAGAGUUGUGUCUUUCUUGGCAAGACUUGCCAUUACUUCUCUACAAAGUUGCUCUGUUUGUGAGAGAUUUAUUAAGCAGUUACUCUGUUUACAAGAGGUUAUAGGAUACAAAUGGUUGAAACUUCUCUACAUAAAUAGAUCAUCUUGAGAAGUAUUCUGGGAGGUACAAAGGUUUACUUAGUUACUCUUUGAGAGCUUUACUUGGGGGAAAGUUCUCUAGAUCUCUUUCCCUACUUUCUCUCUCUACUUUAUAGUGAUAAGUAACAAAUAUGUGUAGAAUAGGGGGAGAAAUGCUUCAGUGGAGACUAAGCUUACUGAUGCUGAGAAUAAACGAAAGAGAGGUAAUCACUCAGCUCCCACCUCCUUAGACAAGAAGAUAAUGCAGGUUUCUCCCUAUUAUUUGCUGACUCAAUAAAUGGCAAUUGAUGCUCUAGGAAACAUGUUUUUGGUUUCUUUUUUAUAUAUUUCAUUAAGCACACUCUAAUGUUCAGGAUUUAAAUGAUAGGAACCUCCUCAACUGGAAGCUUUGAGCUACUGUGGUUGUAUUCCUAGCUUUUCCUUGAACAUAAAUGUCACAGAGCCAGAAGGUCAAGACUGUGAGGACCUGAGGGACCAUCAUUUUGUUCCUGUCCUUAAAAAACAAGCUAAUUAUCAUAUUAAGGUGUGGCUGAUUAAGGAGGAAAGGGCUGUCUCAAAAUCAGACAGUUACACCCCUUUAUAUUACUACCCCAAGAUUAUUAGGGUUACAAGUUAGGGGCAAAAUGUGGUAUAUAUUAAUAUACAGCCACUCUCUUAUUUUUGCUUAGUUGGUUUUCCUAAAAAGGAAAUAGAUAAUCAUCCAUUAUUUAGCAUGAAGUAGCAUAAAUUACAAGCUAAUAGUAUCAUAAACUUAGAGCUAGAAGAUCCUCAGAAGUCAGUUUAUCUAACCUUCUUGAGAUGAGAAAAUCCAAGUUCAGGCAAGUGAAGCAGUUUGUCCAAGGUCACACAGAUAACAAGUAUCAGAGGUGGAAUUUGAACCCAAACUCUGACACAGAGCUAGCGCUCUUCCCUUUGUCCCAUGCUAGCCCUUAGCAUGGUUUUGCUGUUGAAUUCUAAAUGCUUAGCACAUAGUGAAUGCUUAAUAGAUACUUGUGAAACUGAAUCCAUUUUUUCAUCAUUGAUUGUCUUGAGAUAGAUUUCUAGCCCAUAAUGAAUCCUUAAUCUGUAAGGUUUCCUCUAUUGAUCUCUGUUGAUCAUUGUAGAAACUGAUUUUUCAUAUCCUAAGGGAAUUGCCCAUCCUGUGAUUAUCUGACAUAACCAUGGUUAAAUUCUAGCUCAUAAUUGUAAUAUUCUUCUCUGUCACCUUAGUUCCACUUAUUUAGCACCUUGUAAAAAUCCUAACACAUAAUGAAUCCGUAAUCUGUAAGUUUUCCUCUAUUCAUCUCUGUUGAUCAUUAUAGAAAAUGAUUUUUCAUAUGCUAUAGGAAUAGCCCAUCUUGUGAUUAUCUGACAUAACCACAGUUAAAUUCUAGUCCUAAUGAAUCCCUCAAACUGCAAGUUUUCCUCUAUUGAUCUCUGUUGAUCAAUACAGAAACUUAUUUUUCAUGUCCUAAUGGGAAUUUCCUGUCCUAUGAUUAUCUGGCAUAACCACGAUUGAAUUGUUGUUUCCUUUGAAUGAAUCCAAUAAAAUUUCACCAAAAUAGAAUUCAAUAAAGUUGUAUCACAUCAGAAA
Antechinus flavipes (yellow-footed antechinus) is the source of this 6750-nucleotide messenger RNA. It is a transcript of the gene TRIM25, whose product is annotated as tripartite motif containing 25. The coding region runs from base 330 to 2357 and encodes 675 amino acids. NCBI's taxonomy places the organism in Eukaryota, Metazoa, Chordata, Mammalia, Dasyuromorphia, Dasyuridae. The record is from RefSeq and is a predicted model, not a curated record. Gene Ontology annotation, molecular function: protein binding. The transcript is spliced from 10 exons.